AUGUCCCACCAACAUGUUCAAUCUGAGGAGAGACCAUUCAGGUGCUCUCUCUGUGGGACUGGGUUCAGGCGAUCAUCUGACCUCAUGGAGCACCAGCAGGUUCACACUAGGAAGAGACCAUUCAGCUGCUCUGAGUGUGGAAGGGAAUUCACUCAGUUGUUCAACCUGCUGAGACACCAGCAAGUUCACACUGUGGAGAGAUCAUUCAAACGCCCAGACUGCGGGAAGUGCUACAGAAGGUCCUGGGGACUGACAUGUCAUCAAUGUGUUCACACUGAGGAGACACCUUUCAAAUGUCUAGUCUGUGGGAAGUGCUAUCGAAUUUCUGUGGAACUGAAGUCUCAUCAAUAUGUUCACAUGAUGAGAGACCUUUCAGGUGCUUUUGUUGUGAAACUGAGUUCAGGCGAUCAUCUCAAUGCUCAGUAA
This is a messenger RNA of Rhincodon typus (whale shark), 426 nucleotides long. Its product is annotated as oocyte zinc finger protein XlCOF6.1-like. Lineage: Eukaryota; Metazoa; Chordata; Chondrichthyes; Orectolobiformes; Rhincodontidae. The transcript has a single exon. The record is from RefSeq and is a predicted model, not a curated record. Bases 1 to 426 code for a protein of 141 amino acids.